Molecule: messenger RNA, 10782 nt
Organism: Oncorhynchus masou masou (cherry salmon)
Lineage: Eukaryota; Metazoa; Chordata; Actinopteri; Salmoniformes; Salmonidae
Gene: arhgap33
Product: Rho GTPase activating protein 33
Biological process (GO): small GTPase-mediated signal transduction
Molecular function (GO): protein binding; phosphatidylinositol binding; GTPase activator activity
Source: RefSeq, a predicted model, not a curated record
UGAGGCAAUGAAUGCAGCCUACUAACGAUGUAGAAAGGACGAUUUUGCAUGAACCGAGAACUUCUUCAGAUUUCUAACUAGCAAAUUAUGUCGUCUAUAAUAUGGAGACAGUUGUCUACAUUUUCAUCAGGAUCUCGCUGAAAAUUUGUUUUUUGCCAAAGCAACGAACUAGAUUUCGCCACCCCCUCGUUGUUCCAGUCACUCCUCACAGUCCUGUCUUGGAGGGCUGGUUAGGAGGUCCUUUUUCGUGUUAGAUUCACAACUAGCAAUGAUGCUUCAAUAUUUUCUAAAUGUGAGGUAAACUAUUGGCAUAGUUUGCGAACGUUACAUAUCAAGAAGCGGAGGGCCACUUUAACGAAUGCAUCAAAACAUUAAUUUAAACCAGUGAGAUUGGAAUUUGCAGACGGAGCCCAUCCGACCCUUUUCCCCCGAACCUGGAUAUCGGAAUGGUGGCUUGGAGCACCGAUAAUCUGGACACUUCCGGGGAGCCCACUACCCGCUCCGUGGGCACCACUGCCAACUUGAAGGGGAAGAUGAGCAAGAGGCUGUCUGUUGUGAAAGGUCACUUCCCUAAGCUCGUUGACUGUGCCCACUUCCACUAUGACAAUGUGGAGUUUGGCUCCAUCGAGUUGCAGUUUGCGAACGAGCAGAGCGAUGCCAGCUGGAUCUCAGGCUCUGCCAAAGACCUGGUUUUCCUGGUGCAGGUGUCCUGCCAGGCAAAGACGUGGAUGGUUCGGCGCUCCUAUGAGGAGUUCCGUACUCUGGACGCUCACCUCCACCAGUGUAUCUACGACCGGCGUUACUCCCAGCUGCUGCCCCUGCCACCCCUCAGCGAGAUUGGGGACAGGGUAGAGAUCUUCACCCCGCUGCUGUCGGAGUACCUGAGCCGCCUCUCCAUGAUCGUGGACAACAAGCUCAACUGUGGGCCUGUGCUCACCUGGAUGGAGAUUGACAACCGUGGGAAUCGGUUCCUCCUGAAAGAGGAAGCUUCGCUCAACGUUCCCGCCAUCGCCGCUGCUCAUGUCAUCAAGCGCUACACGGCGCAGGCCAGCGACGAGAUCUCCAUUGAGGUGGGAGAUAUCCUGUCUGUAAUUGAUAUGCCACCCAAAGAGGACUCCAACUGGUGGAGGGGGAAGCAUGGCUUCCAGGUGGGCUUCUUCCCCAGUGAGUGUGUGGAGCUCAUCAACGAGAAGCCUCAGUCCGCCGCUAAAAUAGAUGGAGAUCCAGCCAACUCCAACGCCCCAGGACCUCCCUCUCCUACAUCCGUUUCUAAGAAGCACGGCAAGCUGAUGGGAUUCCUGCGCAACUUUAUGAAGUCCAGACCCACCAAGCAGAAGCUCAAACAGAAAGGAAUUCUUAAGGAGAGGGUGUUCGGCUGCGACCUGGGAGAGCACCUCCUCAACUCAGGACUGGAUGUUCCACAGGUUCUGAAGAGCUGCUCAGAGUUCAUAGAGAAGCAUGGUGUGGUGGACGGCAUCUACAGGCACUCUGGAGUCUCCUCCAACAUUCAGAAACUCCGACAUGAGUUUGACAGUGAGAAUGUUCCAGACCUGACCAAGGAUAUGUACAUGCAGGACAUCCACUGUGUGGGGUCCCUGUGUAAACUCUACUUCAGAGAGCUGCCCAACCCCCUGCUCACCUACCAGCUCUACGACAAGUUUGCUGACUGUAUGGGAGAGAUGACGGACGACGAGCGCAUGGUGAAAGUACAUGAUGUCAUCCAGCAGCUCCCACCACCGCACUACAGGACCCUGGAGUACCUCAUUAGACACCUGGCUGGUCUGGCCACCUGCAGCGGAGAGACCAGCAUGCAUAUCAAGAACCUGGCCAUCGUCUGGGCCCCCAACCUGCUCAGGUCUAUGGAGAUCGAGGCGGUGGGUCUGAGUGGUGCUGACCCGUUUAAGGAGGUGCGGAUCCAGUCUGUGGUGGUGGAGUUUCUCCUCGGUCACGUGGACGUGCUCUUCAGUGACUCCUUCACCUCUGUAGGACGCUUCACAGGCACAGGGCGGCACUCUCUGACCAGGCCCAAGUCCUUUGUGUCCACCAGGCUGCUCUCCCUAGAAGAGGCCCAGGCCAGGACACAGGCCCCUCUGCUCCUCCAGGGGGCGCCAGUCCAGUUCCAGGGCCAGUUCCACACCGUGCUGGACCACCCUGUCGACAGGAGGAAGAGAGGGCUGAAGGUACGGAAGGCAGCUGGAGGGAGCUGGAAGACGUUCUUUGCUAUCGGGAAGCCCCUGGGGGCGGGGCAACGUAAACCAAUGAGGAUCAGCUCCCUGUUCCAGCCCGCCACCUCACAUGCAGGUUGUCGUGUGGACAGUGUGACCCUGCGUUCAGCUAAGAGUGAGGAAUCCUUAUCAUCCCAGCACAGUGGAGCAGGACAGUCUAUCCGUCUGCGGCGGCCCCGCUCCAGCAGUGACGGUUUGUCUUUGGCUGCCUCCAUGGACCCCCAGCACCUGCCCCAGCGCCCCCCGUCCCGCCUGCCUUCCAGCCGCUCGUAUGACAGCCUGCUGCCUGAGGACCGCCGGCCCAGGGAUGAUGGAGACGAUGAGCAGGAUGAAGACGAGGAAGGCAUCUACAUGCUGCCUGACUUCUCCAACCAGGACCCGGCUGCUUCCUGGAUGGCCGAGGACGUCAUUGACUUCAGCCCCACCUUCCUGGAGGACGGACCAAUCGGCUUGGGCAGCAGCAUAGUCACCGCAGGCGGCAGGGAGUCCCCGCCAACUACCACGCCCCAUCCCUACCGCUGCCUCAGCCACCAAGGACACUCUCACUCCAGCAGCCAGCGCUCAAUCACAGAGGACCCCGACUCGGUGCUCAACCAAUCGGAUGCGGCCGUCAGGAGAAGUCUGAUUAUUGCCGCCACAGCCCCGCCCCUUCAGGUGUUCUGUCAACACAGACCGGCCAAUACCAGCCCAUCUGCCGGCCAAUCAGGGGAGGGUGCCAACCUGAGUACCUCACACAGUCAAAGCCAGGGCCAGCCCACUACACCUGUGACCUCUGCUCAGCCCCCGCCAGAGAGAAGAUCUUUCACCCGGAAGAUGGUUAAUGCCUUCUCACAAAAAGCCCCCAAGUCCCCUACACUGGACAUCUCUGACCCUGUAUCCAUCAGCGUCCCAGCUAAGGUGUUGGACAUGAUUGGGGGGCGAGCUGGUGAAUUACAGCCUGGCAUCCCGAGCAGUGGCCCCUCCCAGUCGCACCCUCCUCAGAUGAUCUCCAUGCUGCUGAGGUCAUGUGACUUCCAGCUGACGGAGAGCUGCCAGCAGGAGAUCCGCAGCAAACUGGGCCCCGAGGCCAAGAUCAGAGGACAGGGUAUAACGGGACCCACCGGCCCUCCCCUGUUCGCCCAGCCUCCCCCCCCCCCUCCAAAAAACCCAGCACGCCUCAUGGCCCUGGCCCUGGCUGAGAGUGCCAACAAGGCCCUGAGACAGGGCGCCUCGCCCCCCUACCGCCCCCCUCAGUCCCGGUCCCAGGAUGCAGCCGACACCCGCUACCAGAGGUCCCUGUCUGCCGACGCAGGAGAGCUGCUGUCCUCUGACCCCAAUCAGCUCUACUCCACAGUGCGCCCCCUGUCUGUGUGGAUGACCGAGGGAGAGGGAAACGCGACAGAGACUGCAGCAGAUACAGGACACGGCCAGGGAGAGAGGACUCCAGGACAGGAUAUGGGGACCCUGUCCUCUGAGACGUCUGACUCUGUGGCGUCCAACUCGGAGCUGUCUGGUGGGAGCGCCUCUGGAGACGACCAGACCCCCAGCCCAAUCUACAAGAACCAGAAGCAGCUGUUCCAGUCACAGCCCGCCAAACCAGGCCAGUCUGGGGAGAAACCUAGCCCCACUGAGUCCCAGUCUCAGAGGAAGCCCCCAGCCUACUCACGCCAGUUCUCUGCCCCUCACCUCCAACAGAAAUCAACCUCCACCCACUCCAAGCCGUCCUCAGCCCACCCCCAGCUCCUGCACUCCAAGUCAGAGUCCCCUCUGACUCAGGUCCGUGCCUUCCAGCCCACCCGCCCCAAAGUACCCCCUAAGCCCCUGGAUCUGGAGCGUCCCCAUAGAGCACCACUGGCCCAGACUGAGAUGCGUCGCUCCCUGGACUCAGAGCGCAUCAGGCGGAUCUUUGGUCAGCAGGGGAACCCUCCUCUGGCCAGGGCCUUCUCAGAGCGUCUGAGUGGAGCUCCAGACCACCUCACCCGCUACCUCGCAGCCAGCCAACCAUCCCCGGGUCAGCAGCCGCCUCAGCAGGCCCAGAUCCGGCCCGUGCCCCUCUCCUCCACCUCAGAGGACCAGGGAAGGAUGGAAAACUUCUACUACGAGAUUGCCGGGCCUGAGAACCCGCAGGGCCCCCCCAGCUACGCCCGCCACAGCUACCAGAACAUGAGGCUGGACCUGGAGGGUAACUUCCGCCCAGCCCCCCACCCAGAGGCCAACAAAAGGCCCAUCUCUCGGGGGCAUCACCAACCCCAGCCUCUCCACCACAACCAGGGUGGACCCAGGGAGAGUGGGCCCCAACUCUGGUCCAAAGAAGCCACGCGGGCUUGGGCAGCCGCCCACUCCCAGUCCCAUUCAUUCUCCCACGGACACUCUCACUCUCACCACCACUCCCAGGACGGCUCCACCCACCACCGUCACCCUUCUCACCCCCGGCCCCAGCGCCAGACCUCCUCCUCAGUCCGGCUGGCCCGUAGUGAGAUGCACCCCCUCCCCUCCUCCUCCAUGGUUCCCCUGGCGCUCCACCAGCACCAACGCAACCUCCACCGCUCCAACAGGUCAGCCUCUACAGACCUCACCGCCUCCCAGCUACACCCCUAUUUUGAAAACGGGAAGGUGUGCUAUCGUAAGCCAGAGGAGGCUCCUCUGAGUCUGAGCCAGCCUCCCCAGGGCAAGUCUCUCCAGGGCCAGCCAUCCCAGCCCUCUCCUCCCCAUGCCCACAGACCGACCUCCAAGGACCUGUCUGAGCCCAUCUACGUCAACUUCCCUUUCCCCAGCCCCUCUACUGGGGCCCAAAAGAGCUGGACCAGCACAGACCUGGAUGGAGACUCUCCACACGAUUUUGAACCUCUUGCCUUGCCAAACGACCCCCCUCCCCCAGAGGACCAGAGACAGUCCUCCCCCCACCUGGCCCCUGACCAGGCAGGCUCCACCAGCGUCAGCCUCACCCCCUCCACUCCAGACAGCCCAGCCGCCCACAAUGACUCGGCAGCAACGACCCCAGGGAGCAUCCAGGAGAGCGACUUCCUCCCAGCGCCCACAGCGUCUACAUCGAUAGGCAUCCACUGCCGCAGCCGCUCAGACCCCCAGAGCUCCAGCUGUAGUACGGAGCCCAUCCAAGGCCUGUCGGGGAAGGAGAUUGCCUCCCUGCUGAUAGAGAAGCUGGCUGAGGAGGAGAGGGCUGAGGGUCCCUCCACAGUCACCUCCUCCUCUGCCUCCACCAGCUCCUCCCCUGCCAUGGAGCACCCUGCCAACCCCUACCCCAGCCAGCAGCACAACCAGUCCCCGCCUGCCUAUAAUGUCUACACCCCGGGCCCCUCACGGAUCAGGGCUCCUCAGAGGGCUGGGGCAGGGGGCUUCCAACGCCAAGACCCGCUCCGGAGGUCCUCGCCCGGGGGCCAGUACAGGCAGGCCUUUGACGUCAUGCCCUCAGGCGAUCAGGUGCUCAAAUACUACCGGACCCAAGACUUUACCCAGGGAGAGCACCAGAGCUCUGGCGCUAACCCCUACCCCCCAUGGCAGCACUACCAGGAGCCCCCCUACCCCAUCCAGAGCCCCCAGGACCCCUGCUCCUCCAGCUACCCCAGCCAGCCCCUCUUGGAGCCCUCAGACUCCCCGUCUGCAGCCUUCUCCAACCUGACGCUGGGGGCCCCCAGGCCCUACCCCGGCCAGCCAGGAGGCCUCCAGUACAGCCGGUACCCAUUCCAUCCUGGCCCGAUGCUGGGCCAAUACCCCAACCCUCCCCCCCGCAGAGAUGUGGUCCACGAGCCGGUCCUGCGGCCGCAGGGUCUGAGGAACCCGAGAGGGCUGGCACGGCAGGGCAGCUUACCUGGACCAUCACCCAACUGGACCAUCCAUACUGAGGGUCAGACACGCAGCUACUGCUGAGGAGGAGCACAAAGUAGUCUUUUACACACGGUACCCUAUCAGACUGAAUGUGAAAUAGAGAGAAAGAGCUAGAAAGAGACCAUGUAAAACUCUCAUGGUCCACAGAGAAAGGAACAGGACGAUAGAAAGUCCUCCUGGAAACGUGAGACAACAGGUCAUGUCUAGAAAUGGAACCAAGGGCAAGGCAUUCUGGGGUAGCUAGACAUACAGUCCAGUUUCUUGUUUGAACAUUCCCUGGGGCCUAUCACCACUUCCCAUCUGCAACCACUGGACCAAUGAGAAAGAAGGGAACAAUGAUGGAAGGCGAUAAAGAGAUGAACCGAAAAGUGGCUUAGAUUUGAAAACAUUCCAGAGCAGACUGUUGUUGUGAACAUUGAGAAAGAAUGGCGAAUAGCUGCCAGGGUCUUUUCUGGAUCAACAUGGGGCUUAAGUGGUGGGCGUGGCCAAUGGUGCGGUGGCCGAGUGACAAUUUUAGAGGCCCUUCUGUUGGCCGCAGUGACAAAAUGUAGUGGUUUUCAAGCAAAUGUUGUGCAAUUCUACUCAUUUUGCCAUGUGACGGAGAUACAAUCUGACAGUUUUAAAGCAUAUUUUCUCCAAUUCAAAAAAAUCUGGUGGUCCCCAUGCUAUGACAAAAAUUCCUGAAUGCAUCAUUUUGGGAAUUUUAGAUUCUCCCUGAUUGUCUAGCUUUUAUUUAGGUGAUGCUUAGUUCUCAAAGAUGAUCUUAUUUAAAAUAUAUAUAUAUAGGUUCAUUAUCUUUUCUACGUACUUCACAUCUCAUUUUAGUAAUUUAAGUUUACAAAUUGAAAAUGUUUUCCAUUCCGAAAAUUAUUUAUUGUAUAUAUAUCAGUCAAAAGUUUUGACACAGCUACUCAUUCAAGGGUUUUUCUUAUUUUCUACAUUGUAGAAUAAUAGUGAAGACAUCGAAACAUUGAAGAAUCUUAAAUCUCUUUAACAUUUUUUGGUUCCUACAUUAUUCCAUGUGUUAUUUCAAAGUAACCACCCUUUGCCUUGAUGACAGCUUUGGCAUUCUCUCACCUGGAAUGCUUUUCCAACAGUCUUGAAGGAGUUCCAACAUAUGCUGAGCACUUGUUGGCUGCUUUUCCUUCACUCUGCAGUCCAACUCAUCCCAAACCAUCUCAAUUGGGUUGAGGUCAGGUGAUUGUGGAGGCCAGGUCAUCUGAUGCAUCACUCUCCUUCUUGGUCAAAUAGCCCUUAUACAGCCUGGAGGUGUAUUGGGUCCUUGUCCUGUUGAAAAACAACAGAUAGUCCCACUAAGAGCUUGAAGAAACUUUGAAAGUUCUUGACAUUUUACGGAUUGACUGACCUUCAUGUCUGAAAGUAAUAAUGGACUGUUGUUUCUCUUUGCUUAUUUGAACUGUUCUUGCCAUAAUAUGGUCUUUUACUAAAUAGGCAUAUCUUCUGUAUACCACCCCUGCCUUGUCACAACACAACUGAUUGGCUCAAAUGCAUUAAGAAGAAAAUAAAUUCCGCAAAUUAACAUUUUAACAAGGCACACCUGUUAAUUGAAAUGCAUUCCAGGUGACGACCUCAUGAAGCUGGUUGAUAGAAUGCUGUCAUCAAGGCAAAGGGUGGAUACUUUGAAGAAUCUAAAAUAUUUUGAUUUGAUUAACACUUUUUUGGUUACUUCAUGAUUCCAUAUGUGUUAUUUCAUAGUUCUGAUGUCUUCACUAUUAUUCUACAAUGUAGAAAAUAGUAAAAAUAAAGAAAAACCCUUGAAUGAGUAGGUGUGUCCAAACUUUUGACUGGAUAUAUCAUAAUUUUGAGUCUUUUUUUACAUAAGCGGCCUGGAAAAGCACUUAGGCAGACCGCCCAAGUCUUUUCUAUGCAGAAAAAAACCCUGGCUGCUGUACUUUUUAACAGAGUAUUAGGUAUUCUGCACAGUGGCUGUUAGACUGGCUGUGGGUCAGGUUUGAUUGGGUUUGCCUUUAUUUUUUACAAUGUUGUAGUACUGAAAAAGGACUACACAGGGAAAUAACCUCAGUCUGUCUCCUUUUUUAAAAAGAAGAACCUCAAAAGCUGCUGAGUUGGUUUAGUGGUUUUCAGAAGCUUGAUUUUACAUGUUAUAUUUAUUUUAUUUUUAGUUUCGAGGAAUGCAUGUAAUAUAAAUAAUUUGUUUCAAAUAAGAAGUCUGUCGUUCCACCAAUUCGGUGCCUUUUGAGAUGUGUAUUAUUUGUUGAUUUCACCUACUUUAGACAUAGUCAUAAAGAGCACAUGUUCAACUUUCCCAUCUCAAGGUUAAAUAUUUUUUAAAUGACUAGCAAGUGCCAAAUAUAGUAACAUGGUUGACAAGUUCAUCUUAAAUCGGCCAUAAAUCCCCUAGUGGCAGAGGAAAUGUAAGCUUGUUGUGUGCAACAGGGAGGGGCAAUUGAAUGCACACUUCACAAAAUAAUACAAUUAUCUAGCCUAGUUAACAGGGUUCUGCUCGGCCCGCUCAGUUUUCCACCACAAAACACCAGAAAUGUUUUCAGAAGAACCAGCUCAACUGCUCUUAAUCAAUUAUUUGGACUAGUAGAUGUUCAAUGUUUAUUAUUAUUUAAAAAGGAAUAUUAUUUUAAGUUUCACCAUAUUAAAACGAGUUCAGUUCACAUAACCGGGUUGCGCUUAAAAUUAGGGAAAGGUUUAUAUUUUUCUUAAAUGAAUGACUAAUCACAUUUUUAAAUGAAUAUUAAUCAUACAUGACUGUCAAAGCAACAGAAUGACUAGGGCUUUACAAUGAUGGAGAAAUGUUCAUCUUCUUGGAAGUCACAGAGGGACAUAUCAAAUGCAGAAUUUUGGCACUUUAGCAAGUCUUUAUUCAUAUAAAAAAAUAUAUUUAUUGAAUUCUCCAUGUGGUCUAUAUUAAAGGCCACUUCAUUAAAUAUAACGCUUUUAAAAUUCAGUAUUGGUGCACAAUUUUGUACUUAAAAUAUCAAAAGGACGCAAAAGGCACUUAUUUCGUGGAACGACCCAAGUAGAAUUUGAUUGUUUUAAUUUUUAUCCCUGGACAGAAUGUGAGUGUGUGAAUGUAUGUACGCAUGUCUAAAUGUGUCCAUGUAACCAAUGACGAGUGUCUCUUAUGGUGAGCUAAAAAAGCACAUAAUUCAGCAAAUGAAAAACUGAAUCAAAACAUUGCCUUCUGUUUUAGGGAAUCUGUUUUUACAGACAGUACUUUGUCGUUUUAGGAUUAGUGGUACUACACUAGUUUGUGCUUUCAUUCUGAAUGCUGUGUGUGUGUCUCUCUGUCUGCCUGUCUGACUGCAGAAAGUUUGUACUGUGUGUCUUAUCUAAUGUACUUAUCCUUGAAGGAUGUUUUUGUACAUGUUAAGUCGAACAGAUGCUUUUAUCCAAAGCAAUGUACUGCGCUGAUAAUACAAUACCACUCACACUGGUCCUCGGUUGUUUUUCUGUAUCUGUGUUGGUUGAAUACAACAGAAGCACCCCAGAUGUCCUUACCUCCAUUUUGGGAGUUAUACUCACUGCCUGCCCCUAUGCAACAUAUACCUGACACGUACAACACAUUACUAAAGGUGUGAUGUGAUGAUUCAGUGGAGGCAGAAACCAAUUUCAUUCCAUUAACAAACCACCAUGUCUUAAUUCAUGUAUCUCCCCCAUUCUGGUGUUGGGACUGCAAUACUGUUAUUGGACAACAGGGGGAGACACUUCGUCUCUGUAGAUCAUUACCUAUACUGUAAUGGUUUUUGCACAGACUUCCACUAUAUUGAACUGGGUGUGCGCACAUGUAUAUCACUUCCCUUCUGUCCCUAUGACUGUCGGUUACAAAACUGGUUCAAUCCUUUCCCAGUCGUUGGUAUGUCUCACUAAUGUCUUUGUGGAUACUUUUCCAUCACAGAUAGACAAAUGUCCCAGUGUAGUUGUAUUGUAGGAGAGCUAAACAAAGGACAAGGUUCUAUUAGGCUAGUUUAGCAGUGCUGUCCAUUGAACAUUGGGAACUAUACAUCUUUCAGGGGUGUUUCCUCAACUGUGUUUUUAAUGCUGUGAUACCACUGUAGUGAAGUGCGAGGGAAGGAAGAGCUGUUUUGUAACGGGGGUGAGAAUGUGAAAAAUGGUGCCACUGCUGAGAUGUACUUUGGUUUUUGUUUGAUGUGCCUUUUUGAUGAACAAUCAUUUGGUUCCAUAAAGCAUGUUAAGGCGGUAUCUUUCUCUCUUUAAGUCCGGGCUGGAAACAUUGUGAAUGGUAUCUUGCCACGUGCACUAUAGCUCUUUACUAUGACAGUACAAAGCAGCAUACAGGACCUGGUACUCUUUGUGUCCCUAAACUCCUUAGAUUAAAGAAAAUUGCACAUUUUUCAUUGAACUCCCUAAUGACUCUGGACUUGGGCUUUUUGAAGGAUAAUUGUUUGUGUGAACGCAUGUGUGUUCUCUGUUACUGUGUGGGUGUGUGUGAGUAUGGUCCUGUUGUGUGAGCAAGCAUGCAUCCCUCCCUCCCUCCCUCCCUCCCUCUUCUAUAUCUAUGCAGUGACCAAGUACAUUGAAGUCCAUAUAAGUUGGAAAUACUUAAAAUGGCUAUACUACCUAUGUGUGUAUUACAGGUGUGUGUGGGUGUAACCUGAAUUUUCAGUCCAAUACGAUCCCUUUCAGCCUUAUAGCACUUGGCAAAGGCAGUUAAUCUUAUUUUGUAAUAUUUUCCAAGGUGUGAAUUAAAAGCCUGAUGGUUACAUCACAGAUGAAACAA